CUCCGCGGCUUCGCGGAUGGUUUCCGGUGGCCGAUCCAAGAUGGCGGCGUGGCCGGCAGCAGGGGAGUGAGUGUGGGACAGACAAGGAGGUUGAUUCGGUGACUGGGGCUGCAUGGUUCGGGGGCCUGGAUACUCGGGGACUUAACGUGAGCUUCCGAGGAUCGCAUUGGUGGGAUCGGAGGAGACAGAGAGGGAUCCUUUGGAGGUGGUGGUGGUGGAGGAGGAAGAAGGGGAGUUUAUAUCACAGACGGAGGGGGGGGGGGUGCGUUGGUGUGAGGAUUUUUUUUAAUCCAAAGAAGGCUCUUUACUUGUGAAAUACUUCCUCGAGCCAUGGCUUCGGCGUCCGGCAACGACGACGAUCUGACAAUCCCCCGGGCGGCCAUCAAUAAAAUGAUCAAAGAGACGCUGCCUAACGUACGGGUGGCUAACGAAGCCCGGGAGCUGGUGGUGAGCUGUUGCACCGAGUUCAUUCAUCUCAUCUCCUCUGAGGCCAACGAGAUCUGCAACAAGUCGGAGAAGAAGACCAUCUCCCCAGAGCACGUUAUCCAAGCCCUGGAGAGUCUUGGAUUUUGCUCUUACAUUAGUGAAGUAAAGGAAGUCCUGCAAGAGUGUAAAACAGUGGCACUAAAGAGGAGAAAAGCAAGUUCACGUCUUGAAAAUCUUGGCAUACCAGAAGAAGAACUGUUGCGCCAACAGCAGGAGCUAUUUGCAAAAGCCAGACAGCAGCAGGCAGAAUUAGCCCAGCAGGAAUGGUUACAGAUGCAGCAAGCAGCUCAGCAAGCACAGUUAGCAGCAUCUGCCACAGCCAAUCCAGUCAACAAAGCAGGAUCAUCACAAGAUGAAGAGGAAGAGGAUGAUGUGUAAACUUUAUCAGCAAAUUAGUUGUACACAUUAUUUACCACAUUGUUAACAAUGACUUGGUUUGUCUGCAAUUUCCAGCUUCAUUCACAACUUUGCAGACUGGCUCCUGGUGUUAGAGUGUCACUGGUCAAGUUACGGUUGUCAUGAGUUUUCAUGUGUAACAGUGAAUCACUUACGUGUACAGGAUUGGAAGUUUUGCAGACUAAUAUUGAAUAUUUACCUAACAGGUGACCAGAAUUGGGAGCAACAAAUCACUGCAGUACUUUGAAGCUCCAGCACCUGUUUCUUGUAUCUUUCUGAAAUUCAGUAUUGUUACUGCUCAUGAAUCUGAGAAGUAAUGCUUCAGUUUGUGUAAUCGGUUGCUUCCUUAUUGUUCAAUACUGAAAGCAAAAUUUAUUAAGUGGCUUAUUUAAGUUUGCAACUGAAAUGUUUUUUAAUGUAUGACUUGUAACCGGUGGUAAGAAUGACUUUAAAAAAUCCAAAUUUAACUGCCCAUAUUUCAUUUUUCCUUUGAAAAGGAUGUUUAACUGGGUUCACAGAAUUUUAAAAAGUAACAAUAUUAACUUUGGUAAAACCGUCAGAUCUGUCGUAGGCUAUUUACUCUUAAUUUUAUGUGGCACGUGUUCUUACUUCAUGGCUAGUUUUAACUCAUGGAUGUUAAGUAAACUCUAUUUCCCAAUGUCAGUGUUAAAAACAAAACAUCAUUUUAGUCAGCAGUUAUAAUACCAAAGAGUGAAGUCAACGGUGGGAAGAUUGACAAAUGAGCUAGGGUACUUAGAGAGUGUAUGUUAACUGCUGCUUAAAUGUUUUAGCUGUUUUUGUACUGUCAUGUUCAAGUUCUUACAGAAAUAUUCACAACUGCUAACUAUUUUGGGAUUGACAAAUUUCACCUUUAUCUGUGGGAGAUUUCCAAUGCAGAGUGUAUGUUUUUUAAAUCGCAAUGCGAAGUUGAUUGUGCUAGUUAAUAUGUAACUCUUCCCUGGUGCUUAUUGUUCUCUUACAUUUUUUCAUGUGCUGUUUCUCUUAGCAAUAAAAAGACGCGUUUUUAUUAAAAAUGUUAAAAAUCCA
Stegostoma tigrinum is the source of this 1929-nucleotide messenger RNA. It is a transcript of the gene dr1, whose product is annotated as down-regulator of transcription 1. Gene Ontology annotation, cellular component: negative cofactor 2 complex. The transcript is spliced from 3 exons. Bases 331 to 864 code for a protein of 177 amino acids. Lineage: Eukaryota; Metazoa; Chordata; Chondrichthyes; Orectolobiformes; Stegostomatidae. Gene Ontology annotation, biological process: positive regulation of transcription by RNA polymerase II; RNA polymerase II preinitiation complex assembly; negative regulation of transcription by RNA polymerase II. The record is from RefSeq and is a predicted model, not a curated record. Gene Ontology annotation, molecular function: TBP-class protein binding; core promoter sequence-specific DNA binding; protein heterodimerization activity.